CACCCCCUUGGCAAUGUCUUCAGCCUGCUGCACUCCUAACUUAAGCAUUUAUUCCACUGGGAUAGAAGCGGCAGGAGCAGCGUUGGCACCGGCGAACCAUGGCUGGGAUUUUCUAUUUCGUCCUCUUUUCGUUUCUCUUUGGGAUUUGCGACGCUGUCACCGGUUCCAGGGUGUACCCCGCGAAUGAAGUUACCUUAUUGGAUUCCAGGUCUGUUCAGGGAGAACUUGGGUGGAUAGCGAGCCCUCUGGAAGGAGGGUGGGAGGAAGUGAGCAUAAUGGAUGAAAAAAAUACACCAAUCCGAACCUACCAAGUGUGCAACGUGAUGGAACCCAGUCAGAAUAACUGGCUCCGAACUGAUUGGAUCACCCGAGAAGGGGCUCAGAGGGUGUACAUUGAGAUCAAGUUCACCUUGAGAGACUGCAACAGUCUUCCGGGUGUCAUGGGGACUUGCAAGGAGACGUUUAACCUGUACUACUAUGAAUCGGACAAUGACAAAGAGCGUUUCAUCCGAGAGAGCCAGUUUGCCAAGAUUGACACCAUUGCGGCCGACGAGAGCUUCACCCAAGUGGACAUUGGUGACAGAAUCAUGAAGCUGAACACUGAGAUCCGGGAUGUAGGGCCACUGAGCAAAAAGGGGUUUUACCUGGCUUUUCAGGAUGUGGGGGCCUGCAUUGCCCUGGUAUCGGUCCGCGUGUUCUAUAAGAAGUGUCCGCUCACCGUUCGCAACCUGGCCCAAUUUCCAGACACCAUCACAGGGGCUGAUACGUCUUCCCUGGUGGAAGUUCGAGGCUCCUGUGUCAACAACUCAGAAGAAAAGGAUGUGCCAAAAAUGUACUGUGGGGCAGAUGGUGAGUGGCUGGUACCCAUUGGCAACUGCCUAUGCAAUGCUGGGCAUGAAGAGUGGAAUGGAGAAUGCCAAGCCUGCAAAAUUGGCUAUUACAAGGCCCUCUCCACGGAUGCCACCUGUGCCAAGUGCCCGCCCCACAGCUACUCUGUCUGGGAAGGAGCUACAUCGUGCACCUGUGACCGAGGCUUUUUCAGAGCCGACAACGACGCGGCCUCUAUGCCCUGCACCCGCCCACCAUCUGCUCCCCUCAACUUGAUCUCAAACGUCAAUGAGACGUCCGUGAACUUGGAAUGGAGCAGCCCUCAGAACACAGGUGGUCGCCAGGACAUCUCCUACAACGUGGUGUGCAAGAGAUGUGGGGCUGGUGAUUCCAGCAAGUGCCGACCCUGUGGAAGUGGGGUCCACUAUACCCCCCAGCAGAAUGGCCUGAAGACCACCAAAGUUUCCAUCACUGACCUCCUGGCUCACACCAAUUAUACAUUCGAAAUCUGGGCCGUGAAUGGGGUGUCCAAGUAUAACCCCAGCCCGGACCAGUCGGUGUCUGUCACCGUGACAACCAACCAAGCAGCACCAUCGUCCAUUGCUUUGGUCCAGGCUAAAGAAGUCACAAGGUACAGUGUUGCUCUGGCUUGGCUGGAACCAGAUAGACCCAAUGGGGUGAUCUUGGAGUAUGAAGUCAAGUAUUACGAGAAGGAUCAGAAUGAGCGAAGCUACCGAAUCGUCCGGACGGCUGCCAGAAACACGGAUAUCAAAGGCCUGAAUCCUCUGACUUCCUACGUGUUCCAUGUGCGAGCCAGGACAGCAGCCGGCUAUGGAGACUUCAGUGAGCCCCUAGAGGUCACGACCAACACAGUGCCCUCCCGGAUCAUCGGAGAUGGGGCUAACUCCACAGUCCUCCUGGUCUCCGUCUCAGGCAGUGUGGUGCUGGUGGUCAUUCUCAUUGCGGCUUUUGUCAUCAGCAGGAGACGGAGUAAAUACAGUAAAGCUAAACAAGAAGCAGAUGAAGAGAAACAUUUGAAUCAAGGUGUUAGAACUUACGUGGACCCCUUUACCUAUGAAGAUCCCAACCAAGCAGUUCGAGAAUUUGCCAAAGAAAUCGACGCAUCCUGCAUUAAGAUUGAAAAAGUCAUAGGAGUUGGUGAAUUUGGUGAAGUAUGCAGUGGGCGUCUCAAAGUGCCUGGCAAGAGAGAGAUCUGUGUGGCCAUCAAGACCCUGAAAGCUGGUUAUACAGAUAAACAGAGGAGAGACUUCCUGAGUGAGGCCAGCAUCAUGGGACAGUUUGACCACCCGAAUAUAAUUCACUUGGAAGGCGUUGUCACCAAAUGUAAACCAGUAAUGAUCAUAACAGAGUACAUGGAGAAUGGCUCCUUGGAUGCAUUCCUCAGGAAGAAUGAUGGCAGAUUUACUGUCAUUCAGCUGGUGGGCAUGCUUCGUGGCAUUGGGUCCGGGAUGAAGUAUUUAUCGGAUAUGAGCUAUGUGCAUCGAGAUCUGGCUGCACGGAAUAUUCUGGUAAAUAGCAACUUGGUCUGCAAAGUGUCUGAUUUUGGCAUGUCCCGAGUACUUGAGGAUGAUCCGGAAGCAGCUUACACCACCAGGGGUGGCAAGAUUCCUAUCCGGUGGACCGCGCCAGAAGCAAUUGCCUAUCGUAAAUUCACAUCAGCGAGUGAUGUAUGGAGCUAUGGAAUCGUUAUGUGGGAAGUUAUGUCAUAUGGAGAGAGACCCUACUGGGAUAUGUCCAAUCAAGACGUGAUCAAAGCCAUCGAGGAAGGCUACCGGCUACCUCCUCCAAUGGACUGCCCCAUUGCACUCCAUCAACUGAUGCUAGACUGCUGGCAGAAGGAGAGAAGUGAUAGGCCGAAAUUUGGGCAGAUUGUCAACAUGUUGGACAAACUCAUCCGCAACCCCAACAGCUUGAAGAGGACGGGGACCGAGAGCUCCAGACCUAACACCGCCUUGUUGGAUCCGAGCUCUCCCGAGUUCUCCGCCGUGGUAUCCGUUGGCGACUGGCUCCAGGCCAUUAAAAUGGACCGGUAUAAGGAUAACUUCACGGCUGCCGGCUAUACCACACUAGAGGCUAUAGUACACAUGAACCAGGAGGAGUAGAUUCUGCUAUCUUGGCCUCACAGCCCUUCCUGUCGAUCACAAAGCCCGCAGAAGAAAACAGAACACACCCUCCUCAGUCCCUUCGAGAUGUGUUUCUUCUGCUUCCCCUCUGCCAGUUCUGGAGCAAAGACCCUGAUGAAACAACCCCUGUACCUGAAAAGAACAAAUGGCUGACGUUCCAAUCUCCUUUCCCAGUGAAAGAAACAGCAAACGUGCGAGGCUCAGCACCUGUUCUCCCGUUGCACUGAGGAACGGACUGCCUCGCAGCACCAACUCCUCAGAGCCCUUGUUCCUAAACUCCUUGUGGUUUUAUUUAUAUGUAUUUCCGUAUCUCAUUCCUGUGCGUCACUGCUGCAUUGGUGCGGCAGCAAGUGACCCAAGGCUACAGGUCUUACGACGGACACCAGGUCAGGUGCCACUACGCAAAACAAAGCCAGUUCCCUUGAGCUGCCUAUGAUAUGCAUUGCUGAAGUCACAUGUUACCCAGGGUGUGCCAUUGCAGUGAUAUAAAUAUAUUUUUUUCCUAGACUAAAUAUGAGCUGACUAUCUCUUUUGAUGUGUGUACAUAGGUGUGAGUGUGCGAGUGCGCGGGUGUGUGUGCGCGCGUGAGCGUCUAACCUCAUGCUUAGACCUGCCUGCGAAUGUUGUGGAAUGCUACACCCGGAGAGUGCUGGUUUUUCCACCGGUCCUGAGAUUACGAGCCGCGUGCGACAGUGGGCCUGGAGACCGCACCCGUCCCCUCAGAAAGACAGCCCGGAAGUGUUCAAUGCCCUGUAUCUAGAAGUGUGUUCCGUAACUGCCACACUAACCUUAAUAAGUAAUUCGACAGCUUUGGAUGGAGGCAUUUUCACCUUAGCAGGGGGUAAUUUUAGAAUAUAAAUCCAUGCGGGUGACGACCCAUCGUCGAGACCAUUAAUGCGGACUGAACUUCCCAUCUGAAUCACCAAUUUCUUGAUGGAGAGAGAGAGAAGGGGAUGGAAUUUGUCUGGUGACCCCAAGUGGAAUAGAAGUAGCCUUUGUUUUCCUGCAUAAAUGGACUCGUUGAAUGAGAACAAAUAUAUGCAACCCAUGCGCUUUCGGAGAUGAACGUAGACGCGUGUGUCAGCUUUGAGAUGAUGUGUCCCGGAUUAAUACUUUGUCUCUCAAUGUCACAGAAAAAUACAUGCCAGUGACUCUUGAGGUUGGCAUAGUUGGGAUUAAAUGUCCUCAAGUGAUUUCAGGUUCCCAGUUUAGAGGAUGAGUUCUACAAUUAAUUCAUAUGCAGCUAACUCUUAUGGCCCUUAGCCUUCUAGAAUCUGAGGUCCAGUGUGUGAAGAUUCAGUUCUGAUAGGACACGUGUACCAAACUCCAGCCAACAUACUGCCAUUUUUUCAUAAUCUGAGUGGCUGCCUUGCGUAUUCUCAGCUACGGUUGCACAAACCGUGGCCAUUUACAUAAGCUAUAACAUCAAAUCAGGGAAAAAUGGGAAAAAAAAAAAAAAGAUUCCGAACCCUAUGCUAUUGAAGAAGUAGAGAAAAUCAUCAAUAAAUAUUUAUUACAUUCUGACAGGGUGUGUGGCAUUGUAUUCUCAUAGCUAUGCCAGAGUGACAAAGUGAAUUCACCCCUUUUUGGGGACUUUACUAUAUUUUUAAAGGGAUGUGCCUAUGCAUUGAUGCCUGAAAAAUAUGUAUAAAGAAAUGAGGUUGAAUCUCUGAGCUGGUCAUCUUUCCCCAGAGGUCAGGGCAGGAGGCCAACUUCAGGGACUGGAUUAGCCCCAUAAGCGAGUGCUGGCCUAGUGAGUUCAGAUGCUGAAUCUUGCCCAGAUCUUCCAUUAGGGCAGCAUUAAGCUGUUCCCCUGCACCAAAUCGAGUAGCUUCACCAUGUGUCUGCCGGCCCCAAAUUAUUUGUAACAGUCAUGGAUGAAACGUUCUGGUGUGUUCAAAGAGUUAUUUUGGAGACAGGUUGUGUUCACGACACUACUGGUGUGUAUGUUUUGAGAACUCUUGUAUUCGAUCUGUGAAGGAUAUGUGUAUUAAUCCAUACACGCUUAUCGCCUCAAUGUUGGUCCGAAGACACGCAAAUUCUGACCAGUCAAGGAAAGUUCUAGAAGCAAUAUUUUCACUUAACAUUCUCCAAACAUCAAGCGUUGAUACACACUGAAGAGUGCAUUUAUUUUUUGUAUCACUCCAAGUAUGUUGGAAUAUGCAAGGACUGUGGUUAAAAUUAGAAUGUACAAGGCCUAUUAUAAUUUAGUUCAUACCAUAAAGGAAAUUAACAGAACACUGCUUGGUUCGUACAUGUUCCAAAAUUUGAGCGCUCUCUUGAGUUAGACAUAGAUUUUUCUAUUUUGUUUUAUUUUGUCAAGGUAUUUUUCUUCCCUUCAUGAACUUUAGGUACACAUAACUUAUGUCAUUUAUUUAUGGUCUUUUAUACCUAGUUUGUAAAAUUGUAAAAUAGCAAACUAAAUGCAAAGAGUUUGCAUUUGAAAAUAAUAAAGUAGUUGCCGUAUACAGA
This is a messenger RNA of Acinonyx jubatus (cheetah), 5444 nucleotides long. RefSeq names its product EPH receptor A4 (gene EPHA4). Gene Ontology annotation, biological process: axon guidance; protein phosphorylation; cell surface receptor protein tyrosine kinase signaling pathway. Gene Ontology annotation, molecular function: protein binding; ATP binding; transmembrane-ephrin receptor activity. Gene Ontology annotation, cellular component: neuron projection; plasma membrane. The coding region runs from base 99 to 2951 and encodes 950 amino acids. The record is from RefSeq and is a predicted model, not a curated record. The transcript is spliced from 17 exons. Lineage: Eukaryota; Metazoa; Chordata; Mammalia; Carnivora; Felidae.